AUGUUGUGCAAUUUUCAUCCUUAAAUUCCUAUUUCGUUGAUUUGUGUAGCCCCCCACAAAUGUUAAAGGAAACUUUGUGUUGAAUGCCAAUAUGAACAUAAAGUGGAGAUUAGAUAAACAGUCCCUAUAAGUAAAUUUAGAGAAUAAGUGAUUAAAAAAUUCUCUGAAUUAAAGAUUGAUGGAACAUCUGAGUUAACAUAAUUGAGAAUGAAAUUAAAAUAAAUGCUAUCUCAAACAGAAAUUUAAAUUAAAAAUAUGUGGUCAGAUUUAACAGAAUUAACAAAAUAAAUAUACGAUAUGAUAGAAAAAAAAGAUAAAUAAUUCAUCGAUCUCAUAAAUAAUAAUGAUAAUUUUGCAGAAUCAUCGUUUACUGAUUUAGAUAAAUUAGUUUAAAUAAUGAAUGAAAAAAUUUUGGAUGAAUGGAAUAUCGAAAAAAAUUCUUAAAUAACGAAAUUAGAAGCAGUAUAGAUUUGGUUUGGUAAAGAGAUGCAAGCUUUUCAUUAAAAGUAUAAUGAACAAAUGAAAGCUAUUUUAUAAAUAGUUUAGUAAAUCCAUUACUUAAUUAUUUUCUUUUAGGACACAAAAUGAUGAAAAAUUCAUAUGGAAAGAAGCCAUAUACCAGUAAAAAAGUAGUAUUUGGGAUUAAUAUGGACUAAAGUUUAUUAACACAACAUUUCUAAUUAAAUUUACGAAAGAAUAAGAAAUCUAAUACAUCAGAGAUGGUUCAAUCAUAAAAAGGUUAUUAUUUAAAUAUAAAUCUUAACAGCUUUCGUAUUAACGAUAUUUCUGUUAAACCUGAUGUUUUAACAAAUUUAGAGUAAAUUUAAUUCUUAAGGUGGUUCGGAAGUUAUGGAAAAAAUAAUUAAAAGGUUGGAAAAUGGAAAGCUAUAUGGAAAGGAGAAAGUUUAAAAGAUGUUGGAGGAUAGUACUCUAAUGAGGGAAAAAAAUAAGGCAAUUGGAAAGAAAUAAUUCCAAAUUUUUGGAGGUAAAUUUAAGUAAUUAUUUAAUAGCAAAGCUUUGGCAUUUGAAAUUGGAGAAUAUAUAGAGGGUUAAAGAAGAGGAACCUGGAAAUAGUAUUAUAAAGAUUAAUAAAUGUACAUUAUAUAAUUAUAUUAGUUAUGGGGGAGAAUAUAAUGAUAAAGGAGAGAAAAAUGGAAUAUGGAGAGAAUUUUGGUAAGGAUUUUGGGAGAAAUCAUUUGUAAUUUAUAAUGGUGAAUAUAAAAACGGUAAAAAAGUGGGUAAAUGGGAAAUUUUAUGGAAGACGGAGGAUGAGAUUUAAUUUAAAAAAAUGUAUAGUUAAAAUAUGUUAAAUUAAAUUAGUGGAGGGGGAUAAUAUAAGUUAGAAGAUGCUGAGGUUAAGAUUGGAUAAUGGAUUGAACUUAGCGAGGGAUUUUGGGAUAAAUCAUAAGUAACCUAUUGUGGGGAAUAUUAAAAUGGCAAAAAAGUUGGUGGAUGGAAUAUCUAUUAUAAAUAAGAAAAGAUGUAAAUCUAUAUUUUAUAUCACACGUUAGUGGUGGUGGAUAAUAUGAUAAGAACGGAAAUGAAACUUAGGUUGGGCAGUGGGUUGAGUUAAGUGAGGGAUUUUGGGAUAGAUCAUAAAUAAUUUAUUGCGGAAAUUAUUUAAAUGGUAAAAGAGUUGGUAAAUGGAAAAUUUUGAUGGAAAAUAGAGUGAUGUAAAUUGAUAAAUUAAUAUAAAUUGUUUUAGUGGUGGAUCAUAUGAUGAACUAGGUUCUGGAAAUAAGAUUGGAUUAUGGAUUGAAUAAAGUGAAGGAAUUUGGGAAAGAUCAGUGAUUACUUACAAUGGUGAAUAUAAAAAUGGCAAAAAAAUUGGUAGAUGGGACACUUUUUAUGAAAAUAAAAAAAUGUAAUAUAUAAAGUUAUAUGCACAAUUUUAUAGUGCUGGUGGAUCAUAUGAUGAAUAAGGAAAUGAAUUGAUGAUUGGAUAAUGGAUUAAUUUAAGUGAAGGAUUUUAUGAUGACUCAUAAGUAACUUAUUGUGGGGGAUAUUAAAACGGCAAAAAGGUUGGUAGAUGGGAUACUUUGUUUCAAAAUAAAAAAAUGUAAAAAAAUAUUAAAAUUCAAUUCAAGUGGUGGUGGAUAAUACGAUUCACAAGGAGAGGAAUUAAAGAUUGGAUAGUGGAUUGAUUUGAGUGAUGGAUUUUAAUAUUAUUCAUAAGUAACUUACUAAGGUGAAUAUAAAAUUGGUAAAAAAGUUGGUAGAUGGGAUAUUAAUUUUUAAGGAUCAAAGAUGUAUAUAUAUGAUGCUAUAAAAUAUUUUAGUGGUGGAGGGUUAUUUGAUGAAAAAGGAGAUGGAAUUAAGAUUGGUUAAUGGGUUGAAUUAGGUGAUGGAUUUUGGGAGAAAUCAUAAGUAACUUAUAACGGUCAUUAUAAUAAUGGUAAAAAAAAUGGUUAAUGGGAUAUUUUAUAUAGAGGAUCUAAAAUGUAAAUAUUAAAUUUUAUUUACCAAUAUUUUAGUGGUGGCGGAUCUUAUGAUUUAGGAGGUAAUGGAAUUAAAGUUGGGAAAUGGAUUGAGUUGAAGGAUGGGUUUUAUUAAAUGAGUUAAAUAACUUAGAAUGGUGAAUAUGAAUUUGGUAAAAAAAUUGGUACUUGGAUAGAAAUGGAUUUAAAUCGGUGCUAGAAAUUACAUGAAUUCAGUUAUGAUCAUUGA
Messenger RNA from Paramecium pentaurelia, 2667 nucleotides. NCBI's taxonomy places the organism in Eukaryota, Ciliophora, Oligohymenophorea, Peniculida, Parameciidae. The record is from the annotation of a GenBank genome assembly.